AUGGUCGAAGGGUGUCUUGGGAAGUACCGGGUUUUUGACGUUAAUCUAAUCAGAAGGUCCUUAGUUGAAAUGCACGCUAGUUUAUGUGAGUUGAUCUAUUAUGAACAUGAUCAUGCUUCUUGCCAAGUUUUCUCCAGAGAUCCACGAGGAUGUGCUAUUGUGAAAAGAGACUUGCAAGAGAUGUUGGAUCAGAACCUUAUUCGGGUUACAAGAGAUAGAAAGGAAGAUGAGCAUGAGGUAAACGUCAUAGUUCCCCAUUUUAAUAUCCCAAAACCGGUUGUGAUUGCAUAUGAUGGUCAGGAGACUGCUAUUUCUCCGCUGGUUAUCCAUUUGACAGGCCAUAUGCCUUACGAGUAUGAUAAAGUUGCACCUUACAAGUAUAAUGUUACUACGAUAGAAGACGGCAAAGAAGUGCCUAUUCCUGCUUUUCCCUCCAUUGUGAACACUGCCGAUAUAAGUGGUGUGACUGGGAGUGUUAUUGCAUAUUCCAUCCAAGAUAUUCGUGUUAUCCCUACUGAUGAGUUCAGAAGCCCACGAGAAGCUUUGCAAAAGGUCAUAGAGCAGGCCUAUGUGGACCAUGACGUGACAAUUAAUAAAUUUGAUGGAAUUGUGGCCAACAUUACCGCAUGUAACAAUUUGAGCUUCAGUGAUGAAGAACUACCCGAGCAGGGAAGAAAUCACAAUUUGGCCCUACAUAUCUCUAUAAACGGUCAAGAAGAUGCCCUAUCUAAUGUGAUGGUGGAUACUGGAUCCUCUUUGAAUGUUCUUCCCAAGUCUACACUAUCCAAAGUUGCUUACCAAGGUGCUCCAGUGAGAUUCAAUGGAGUUGUUGUGAAGGCCUUCGAUGGCUUGAGGAAGACUGUAAUUGGAGAGGUUGAUCUCCCGAUAAAGAUAUGUCCAUGCUUAUUUCAUAUCACUUUUCAAGUGAUGAAUAUUCAUCCCGCCUACAGUUGUCUCUUAGGAAGUCCGUGGAUUCAUCAGAAGCUGAAGUUUGUGAAGAAUGGGAAGUUAGUGGUCGUGGGUGGCGAGCAGGCCAUGUUAGUGAGUCAUCUCUCCUCGUUUUCCUACACAGAUGUUGAUGAAGCUGGGGGAAUGUCAUUUCAAGCUCUUUCUAUUGAUAAUGUUGCUAUUAAGAAGAGCGGUGAAUCCAUGUCAUCUUUGAAAGAUGCCCAGUUUGUGGUGGAUAAUGGUCAAUCUGCUAAGUGGGGACAAAUUAUUGAGCUUGCUGAAAACAAGAAUAUAGCUGGUUUGGGUUUUUCACCCAGUGUAACCCGAAGAGAUCUAAAGAGAAUUCAGGAAGUGUUUCAUAGUAUUGGCUUCAUUUAUUCCAAAGAUUAG
This is a messenger RNA of Lathyrus oleraceus (garden pea), 1338 nucleotides long. RefSeq lists its product as uncharacterized. Gene Ontology annotation, biological process: proteolysis. NCBI's taxonomy places the organism in Eukaryota, Viridiplantae, Streptophyta, Magnoliopsida, Fabales, Fabaceae. Gene Ontology annotation, molecular function: aspartic-type endopeptidase activity. The transcript has 2 exons. The record is from RefSeq and is a predicted model, not a curated record. The coding region runs from base 1 to 1338 and encodes 445 amino acids.